Molecule: messenger RNA, 1015 nt
Organism: Stereum hirsutum FP-91666 SS1
Lineage: Eukaryota; Fungi; Basidiomycota; Agaricomycetes; Russulales; Stereaceae
Exons: 6
Coding region: 72-410 (112 amino acids)
Source: RefSeq, a predicted model, not a curated record
AUUUGUAUCAGCGCAUAAGCAUCCCUACUAGCCCACAACAAACUCUGAACACACCACAAAACUCGGAGAUCAUGCCUGUGAGGCUACACCACUCCCGCCUGUCGCUGAUAAAUACUACGCCACAUUUACGGGCCCCUCAAACAAGCAGUGCCACAAAUCCAAGCACAAGACCUGCCACUGCUGCUCCCACUGGAUUCACUUUAGCGAUGUGGAACGCGGUACCGGCCUUUAAACCUGGAAGGGGAUCAGAGGUCGUGGCUACAUCUGCGGUUGUGGCGGUCGUAGUAGCAUCGAGGGUCCCAGACGCCACGCCUGAGCCACUAGCAGCAGUUGCGCUGAUUGAGGAAGAGUCAAUCGAAACCGUCAACGCUCCGACUGAGAUUCCGGCUUCCUCGCAAUAUGACUCGUAGUUUAUCAGUGUAAUUCAGGCGAGGGAAGUGAGUGUAAUACCGAAAUGAAGGGAAGACGGGAAGGACGAGAAUAUGUCAGACUGACUGAUGAGAUAAUCUUGCGCGAGCUCUAGGUUAGCAGAAGUAGGGUUGAGAGACACAACGCAGUCGACGCAAUUGACGAGGUCGGAGGCAACUUCAGAAGUACAACCGCAGGAGAUUGUGGUGCAAUCGUUGAUGGUCGUUAUUGGGGUCGUACAGGUCGAUUUGCAUGAAGAUGGGAUGUCGUCGGGAUUGAAAUCCCUCGCCACCUGUGAAUGGGGGCUGAACGGAACAACGACACGCCCGGCCAAUGCUGCCUCUGAGCCAACAGCCCAUGUUACAAUCAGGACAAGAGAGUCAAGCAUGAUGACAAUCGAGAAUUCAAGUUGUGAAUGUGGGCAAACUUCGACCGACCCGAAUACGCGGAGUCGGCGGAGACAGCGAGACGGGGAGACUCGCCGUACGACUUUGCCAAGCCCCCUGCUUUUGACUGAUGGGAUGCUGUACUGUUAUCGUGGCCAACCAUUGGUGCCCUCGGCAGCCAACGACCCUGAGGCCUGAGCGCACUCGAUAGCUCUGCAUUU